Messenger RNA from Hemicordylus capensis (graceful crag lizard), 5681 nucleotides. It is a transcript of the gene PHF24, whose product is annotated as PHD finger protein 24. The record is from RefSeq and is a predicted model, not a curated record. The transcript has 8 exons. Bases 427 to 1674 code for a protein of 415 amino acids. NCBI's taxonomy places the organism in Eukaryota, Metazoa, Chordata, Lepidosauria, Squamata, Cordylidae.
UCUCCGUCCCGGCUCACGUCAGAGCGGUUAAAAGCCGGCGGGCUGGUGCAGGGAGGGAGGCGCAGCAGGGCAGGGGUGCCGCCUCCGCCGCCGCCCUCUCCUCCUCGCCCGCGCCCUUGCGCAGCCGGCCGGCGUCCUCCUCUCGGUGCAGCCGCCGCCGCCGCCGCGUUGGGCAGGGUCCGCGGGCGCCUCCCUCCCUCCCUCCCUCGGCCCGCCUGCAGGCAGAGCGCAAGGCUGGCUCGCGACACCUGGCGCAGCGCAGCCUCUCCUGCUCCUCCUCCGGCAUCCCUCCCCUGCCUCUGCUCGCCGCCGCCGGUCUCCGCGGGGCUGGAGGCAUGCAGGCGGCGGCGGCAGCCGUGAUGGGCUCGGCGCGGCGGGCGGCGUGUUAGGCAGCGGCGGACCGACGACACCGUCCAGCUCAGAGCCAUGGGGGUGCUGAUGUCCCGGCGGCAGACGGUGGAGCAAGUGCAGAAGGUCAGCCUGGCCGUGUCAGCCUUCAAGGACGGGCUCCGGGAGCGGCCCGCCGCCAAGCGCCACUCCGAGGCAGCUGCCAGCCGGCGGGGGACUGUGGAGGAGACGGUGCAGGAGCUCCGCGAGGAGGCGGCGGCGGCGGAGGCGGCAGGAGCCUCCUCCCGCCAAGAGAGCAGCAGUGCCCGGCGGGCCGCCUGGGAGAGGCUGCGCGACGGGCGCGGCGUGGAGCCGGAGGAGUUCAACCGGGCCAGCUGCUUCACGCCCCCGGCCUUUGCCCGCCCCACGCGGGGGCAGGACGAUGACCAGCCCUGCGGGGUCAGCCUGGAGCCGAGGGAGCAGGUAGCCAACGAGGAGAUGUGCGAAGUGUGUGAGGUCUGGACGGCAGAGAGCCUCUUCCCCUGCCGGGUGUGCACCCGGGUCUACCACGACGGCUGCCUGCGCCGCAUGGGCUUCCUGCCCCACGAGAGAGCCACGGAGGCCCUCGAGGCCGCCCACACCGAGACCGGCUGGAGCUGCUAUUAUUGCGACAACCUCAACCUGCUCCUCACAGAGGAAGAGAUGAAGAGCCUCUCAGAAUCCUUCCAGCAGCACAAGGUCGCCCCCGAGAGUCAGCUGUGCCUGGAUGCCUUCCUGAGCUACAAGCGCCUGGCCAGGAGGAGGAGGCGGCGGCAGCCCGAGAAGCAGCAGCCCGGCAGGGAGGAGGAGCCGGAGGAGGAGGAGCAGCUCGCCUUGCAGUUUGCCGCCCUGGACCCCGAGAAGAAGGGCCUCCUCGAGUGGGCAGACUUCCUCAACCACGAGUCCCUGCUGCUGCUGCAGGAAACACGCACGCAGAACUCCCUGCUGCGCCUGCUGACAGGCAAGGAGAGGGAACGGGCCCGGGAGGCCUUCCUCGCGCUGGACCAGCAUGGGGACGGGCUCAUCAGCGAGGCCGGGUGUCGGCAGGCCCAGCACACGUGGUUCCGGAAGCGGCACAAGGAGGCCCCCUCCUGCAAUGUCAGCAUCAGCCAUGUGGGCCCCAUGUCGGAAAGCAGCCCGGCCAGCAGCACCAGCAGCAAAAGCCAGGAGAAGGUCCUGUUGUGCACGGAGGAGUUGGGGGAGUCCAGCCGGACAGUCGACUGGCCAACGUUCCUGCGGGAGAGCACCAUCUACAUCCUCUCUGCGCGCCCCAACAGCCCUGCCAUCCACCUCAAGCCCUUGGCAUAGGAGGGUUGCCUGCUGGCAGGGGGAUGGCUGGCACACUGAUGGCUGGCCGCCUUGGCCAAGGAGAGGGGAGGGCCCACUGCUCUCUGCUCCCCCUCCAGCUUGCCACCUUGACCGGGGCAUCCAGGGGCCACUUGAUUGCUGGAGCACCCAAGGGAGCUCUGUCCGUGGACUAGAGCCCCACCAGGAGGAGCUCCAGACAGAGGGGAAAGUGGACGGCUCUUGGGGCCGUGGGCCUCUGGCAUCUGCACAUCUCCCCCCACAUGCUGUCCAUGCCCACAAGGCGGCGGGCCUGAGUCUGCUGGGUUAAGACCACCGCUUUUUACCAAGACCUUUAAAGCACCAGUGUUGUACUUUUCUGGUUAACCAAACGAGAGCUCAGCAUCCAGGCUCCCCCCACCCGCCCGCCCGCCUCGCUCCCUGCCCUCUGACUGGCCGAAAGGGGGCUGCGUCAGAUAUUCCCACAGCAUCCCGGCUUCCGCUUAGCUAAGAGAAAACGUCAAGCCUCCAUCAGCCUUCUCAUCAUCUGCCAAAAAAAGCCAAGCUUCUGCAUCACAGGGGAUAGCCGGCUUCAGACAGGCCCCGGGAGAGCAUCCGCAUUCUAGGGUCUGGCUGGCCAGUAGGCCCAUCUCGGAGCAUUGCGAUUCUGGUUUGCCACUGGCCACAAGAGGAGCUAACACCUGCAUCACAGCGGCCGCCUUUCCAUUUCUGAGCGGGGACCAGGCGCCUGCACUGUGAGAUGCUGCAUCCUUCCAUCUCCUUGCUGGUGGUAGUCCUUGUCAACCUCUAGCCUCAUGGAGAGGCACCUUGGAAACCAGGCCAUCAAGGGAGCCAAGGGGCAGGGUCAUGGACUAGCCACAGCCUCCGAAAGAAAAGCCAUCUUUGCAACUGCUGGGGUGACAGAUCUGGAGCCCUGCAAGACAACUGCUCUGGGUCGUGACUCCCCCUUUCCUCUCUUCCCCCAUCUCUCUUUCUCCAGAAGGACACAGGAGAGGAUGAUCCCACUAGCCCUAUUCAGACAUUAUGUUGAAGAAGACUCGGGCAAUGAGUGUACCGUGUACACACAGGCAGAUCUGCACACAGAUAACGGUUAUUACGCUGGACACAGCAGGCACAGCAGUCCACUUCCUGCCUGUAUCCUACAUCUGAGGGGGGGCUGAACCCAAGUUCACCUUUGAAAUGAACACAGGUACAGUCAUUCCCAUGAAAACAUGUACAGGUGUACCGGCAUCUGUACACUCAUACAGCAUGCUGUCUGAAUAGGACUGCUGUGAUGUUGUUUCUGUGGGCUCCCAUUUCCAUUUCCUCCACCAAGGCAAGGCGGCGUACUCCGUGUGCACUUUCUGGGCGAGAAGGCCCACACUCCCGCCUCCAGCAAGGCAGCCCCCCAGGGAGAAGAGAGUUAAGGGCCCCUGAGCUGCCUACAAGGGGCCAGCCUCGGGGCCCCUCCCGCCAAGCAGCCCGUCUCCCCCAGGGGCCAGUUGAGAGGGGGGUCAGCACAGUCAAGAGCAUAGGAAAAACCCUGCUGGGUACAAUGGGAGUGGGAACAUAGGAAGCUGCCGUAUACUGAGUCAGACCUUUGGUCCAUCUAGCUCAGUAUUGUCUACCCAGACUGGCAGUGGCAUCUCCAAGGUUGCAGGCAGGAGUCUCCCUCAGCUCAGUCUUGGAGAUGCUGCCAGGGAAGGAAUCUUCUGCUCUUCUCAGAGCAGCUCUAACCCCUGAGGGGAAGAUCUUAUAGUGCUCACACUUCUAGUCUCCCAUUCAUAUGCAACCAGGGUGGACCCUGCUUAGCUAAGGAGACAAGUCCUGCUUGCUCCCACCAGACCAGCUCUCCUCUCCACAGGAAGAGGGCAGGGCUCCAACCCAGCAUCCACUCCCCCUACCUUGGCUAAUUGGGUUUCUCUGGGCAGCACACAAGCAGGGCAUGAAGUGAUAGCCUGCAGUGGUAUACUACCUCUGAAAAUGGAGGCUCCAUUCCCGAUUGUCGUGGCCAUUGAGGACAUAAAAGCUGUUCUAGCUCAGACCAGCGUUCUCUCUCGCCCAGCCUCCCGCUUCCCAGAGUGGCCCAUCAGAUGCCUCCUGCAAGCCCUUGAGCAGGACACAAAGGGCCAAGUCUUGCUCUCUUGGAUUCUAGCACUUGGCCUUGGGAGGUAGGCUGCCUCUGGAUAUGGAGUCUCCGGUCGUGGGUAUCCUGAGAACACAAACAAGCAGACCAAAGGACCGUUUCGCCCAGCAUCCUCUUCCCCACAGAGGCCAACCACGGGGACCCGCAAAGGAACCUCUUCCAUCCGUGGGCCCACGUGGUGAAGUGGCCAUGCAUUGGGGGUGGUGGCUGGUUUAAAGGCAGCUCAGAGGUGGCCUUCGGCGGAGUCUUCCUAACCCUGUUUUCAGACUGCAGGCGUGGCGGGAGCCUGAGCAGAGAGCAGGGCCAGGGCCCUAGUCCCAAGCCAGAGGCCCCAGAUGGCCUGCUAGCCACAGGGGCGGAGGAGGGUCCCUCUUGACCCUAAGGAGGGGGCUGCUGAGGCCUGAGCACAGGCCGGCCCAUCCAGGGCCGCUCAGCAGGACAGGCGGCUGCAGCCUUGAGACCCCACCGAAAGGGCUGGCAUCAGGGGCGUAGCUAUAAUUGAGCGAAAAGGUUCAAAGAACACGGGCCCCCAGCCCCUGAGGGCCCUCCAGCUCCAUCCAUCCCUAUUUUCUCCAUUGUCUCCCUCACUCUGGGGGGCCGCCAGAGAGAGGGAUGAACACGCGCCCCCUCUCCCCUAGCUACGGCCCUGGCUGGCAUCCUCCUUCCUCGGCCCCAGCAAAGGCUCCCUGGGCAAAGCUGGCCAUUACCUAGACGAGGGGAGCCAACCUGAGGCUCUCCAGCUGUGGGACUACAACUCCCAUCACUCCCUCUUGGGCUCCAUGCUACAUGUGUCCACAGUUGCCCUGUUCAGGAGCGGGAUUCGGAGCAUGCCGUGCAGAUUUAGGCCUCCUGACAAAGUAGCUUUGCCACUGUGGCUGAGGACGAUGGGCACGGUAGUCCAGCAACACUUGGAAACUCUUGGGUUGGCCACCCUGACUCAGAGGCAGUGUUCCUUCUUAACAGGAAAUCCCAGAUGCUCUUAACUACAACUCCCAGCAUCCUCAGCCAAAGCGCACUGCAGCAAGGGAUUCUGGGAGCUGUAGUCGACAACAUCUGGGAUUCCCUCUUAAAGGGGACACUGCUCAGAGGGUCGGGGCAGGGGGGUGCAGGCAAGCGUGCCUGCCCUUGUUCCCCACUCCUCCUCUCUUCUGCCCCCCCCCCACUCCAGUCCCCACAGGAGUGGAGAGGCCAGGGGGCAGCUGGUCCUGAUUUGGUGACAUCCCCCUGAGUUACAUGUGGUUCAUUCAUCCUCCCACCAGCCGGUUAGCCUAGAUGUGCCAUAGCGCAGGGGUGGCAUUCCUUUCCCUCCAGAUGUGGGGCUCCGUCCCUCUUGGGUGCCAUUCCUGCUCCCGCUCCCUCUGCCCUAGAGGUGCCUCUUCUCUGCAGGGGAGACCUCAAGGCCCAGGAUGGGGAAGGACUGUGCCAGCCUCUCGGGCCCAAAGACGACCAGGCUUGCCUGGCGGAAGCCCCCUCUCGCCCCCUCCCAGAGCAAAGGCAUGGGGCUGCCAGAGGCAGUGGGAGGGACCAGCCUGAGCCCCGUGCAGGAUAGGAAGCCAUCAUCAUUUCCCAGGUAACUCAUCAGAACAGGUAGGUCCAUCUUGGCCCACAGAACAAGCAACAUGCACCGGGACAGCCAAGGAGCAACUGCUGCCCCACCCCCAGUGCAUGGGGCAAGUUCUUCAGAGGCACACAGCUUUGGUCCUCGAGUCCCCACAAUCUUUGGGUUGCCUUUUCCCCUAGGACUCGGCCUGUGAGCCAGACUGGGAACUCCGCACUCAUCCCUCCCUUCCGUCCCCCCCCCCCCCGCCGCCCCACACCUGCUCCUGCUGAAUCCUGUACCAAGGCAACCUACAUCAUGUGAUCUGAAUAAAUUAUGUAAAUCGAA